AUGACUUGUGGAGCAUUACGACGCGGCUGCUAUGAAGGAGCAGAGGGCAUGCGCAGAGUAGAGAGGAAGGAGCUUACAGCAAAGAAAAAUUUCUACACUUACGAAGGCGAUAUCCUUCGUUACAUGUCUGUUAUGGAUCUUUCUUGUAACAGAUUCAUUGGACAAAUCCCGACAGAAUGGGGAAACUUAAGUGGGAUAUUUGCUCUAAAUCUGUCACAAAAUAAUCUCACUGGAUUGAUCCCUUCAUCCUUUUCCAAUCUGAAGCAAAUAGAGAGCUUGGAUCUUUCUCACAACAACUUGAAUGGGAGAAUUCCUGCACAACUCGUUGAACUGACCUUUCUAUCUGUUUUCAACGUGUCGAGCAAUAAUUUGUCAGGAAGAACACCGGAGAUGAAAAAUCAAUUUGGUACCUUCGAUGAAAGCAGUUAUAAAGGGAAUCCUCUUCUUUGUGGACCUCCAUUGCAAAAAAGUUGCGACAAAACAGAAUCACCAUCAGCGAGAGUGCCUAACGAUUUCAAUGGAGAUGGUGGCUUCAUAGACAUGUACAGUUUCUAUGCCAGCUUUGGUGUGUGUUACAUAAUUGCGGUGUUGACAAUUGCAGCAGUACUGUGCAUAAAUCCGCAUUGGCGACGCAGGUGGUUUUACUUCAUUGAAGAAUGCAUCGACACUUGCUACUGCUUUUUGGCUAUAAACUUUCGCAAGUUGUCCAGAUUCAGAGGGUGAUUGGGUCUUAUCAUGAUCGAGUGGGCUGCUUUCUGAAUUUGUUGCAAUCCUCUGUGGGGAAGCAGUCGCAUUCCAAAUCACUGGUUGCUCACAACAUGUAUAGCAAUUUGCCUGUGAGAAGUGUUCUGUCGAAGUGUCUGGUUCUUGUUGCUUAGCCUUUCUGUUUUGACAUGACUUGUGUUUGUCAUUGUGCUUGUAUCCAUAUUUGUUUGUUUCGUUGUUAUGCCUUAAUUAUGUUGCGUUUUGGUCUUAGAUAAGCAAUCAACCAAUACUUCUUGGCUUCUUGUGAUUUCUAUAUCCCUAAUAAUAUGGAAUUUAUUCAC
Messenger RNA from Populus euphratica (Euphrates poplar), 1046 nucleotides. Its product is annotated as DNA-damage-repair/toleration protein DRT100-like. The transcript is spliced from 2 exons. The record is from RefSeq and is a predicted model, not a curated record. The coding region runs from base 1 to 723 and encodes 240 amino acids. Lineage: Eukaryota; Viridiplantae; Streptophyta; Magnoliopsida; Malpighiales; Salicaceae. Gene Ontology annotation, molecular function: protein binding.